AUCGCGGAGGAGUAAACCUUGUGGUCGGGUGGGGCGGAGCUGAGGUUGAGCUCAAAGUAUCCUGUCUUGACUUACGUGGCAACUGGCGGUGUCCGAACGUCCCAAACGAGAAGAGUACAACAGAGCAGCGAAAGAGGCAUCGCUACCAGCGACCUUGACAUCAACGUUCGAAGAAGACAACUCAGGCGCACUGCAAUGGGAGACUUCGAUGACAGCGUAGCACAGCAUAACGUAGCAUCACCGAGUAAAAGACACCGAGUAAAGGAGAGCACGGGCGAGCACCGCACGGCACGGCAGGUCAGGGCAGGGUAGGGUAAGGGAGAGGAAACGGAGCACACAUGGAUCGACCAUUCGAUAGGCAGAACAUGAGAAGGGAGCCAAACAUGGCUCUGCGGAAACAAUUUCCCAACUCCAGCCUGAGGGACCAAAGAGGUACCUGGGAGAAAGGAGUCCUAGGAAUGUAUCAGUGGCAUCUGGCCUCACACAUGCACACACGCUCAUUCUUUCAACAGCACACACGCACAUCCCCAUUGGGAGUCUCGCGAGACGCUCCCACACCACAGGGAGCAUGGUCUAGAGAUAAAAGUCCAGAAAAACAGCACGGAAGGCAACGUAGAUUCGUCGCACCGAACCCAACAUGAGCUGGACAACAAACGCUUAGUGAACAACCAACUGUUCCC
Molecule: messenger RNA, 680 nt
Organism: Exophiala dermatitidis NIH/UT8656
Lineage: Eukaryota; Fungi; Ascomycota; Eurotiomycetes; Chaetothyriales; Herpotrichiellaceae
Exons: 1
Coding region: 339-641 (100 amino acids)
Source: RefSeq, a predicted model, not a curated record